This is a messenger RNA of Macrobrachium nipponense, 2321 nucleotides long. Its product is annotated as ubiquitin carboxyl-terminal hydrolase MINDY-2-like. Lineage: Eukaryota; Metazoa; Arthropoda; Malacostraca; Decapoda; Palaemonidae. Gene Ontology annotation, cellular component: cell periphery; cytosol. The record is from RefSeq and is a predicted model, not a curated record. Gene Ontology annotation, molecular function: K48-linked deubiquitinase activity; cysteine-type deubiquitinase activity; cysteine-type carboxypeptidase activity. Gene Ontology annotation, biological process: protein K48-linked deubiquitination.
GCCAUUAUGUGAUGGAAGUGAAUCAGGGAAGGAAAAUUCAGAGCAUCUAUCAGGUGUAAACAGCUCUGCGUCAGCCACAGGUAGUGAUGCAUUUGCCAGAAGUGAUCAGCCACAGGACUUGUGUAGUAAUGUUUCCCAGUCUUCUGUAUCAGGCAGUACACUUGAUAAUGGAAGACAGUGUUCUUCGGUGCCUUUACAAAACCCAAGUGUUCCCUCUCUGUCACAGAAGGAUAAUAACCAUAAAGUGCUUGAAAAUCUAACCAUAGUUCCUACGGUUAAUGACCAAUUAAGUCAUAGACAUGUAGCAGGACUUCCAGACCUUCUCACAGAAAGAUCAGAGCAUCAUCAGGACAGUAGUGUGGUAGAGAGAUUGUCUGAUAGGGUAGGAAAAUUAAAUGAUGAGAAGGAAACUGAUCAUGAGAAAAGUGAGUGUAGUGGUGCUUUUACUGGCUCUAACCAAGAAGAGUCAGUACUUCCAUCCAUGGGAAUUCUCCCAGAGGUAGAAGAAACCCUGAACACUCCAGCUUUACCUUUACAAACUUCCUCAUCGGCUCCAGAGGAAGAAAAGCGUGAGAAGUCCAGUCCUGAAACUCAACCAGUUGAUCCUUCUAGUGUUGUACACAAAAUUAAGAAAAUUAAGUGGCAGGAUAUAGAAGUCCCAAUCAUUACUCAGAAUAACAAUGGACCUUGUCCACUACUGGCCAUUGUUAACGUUAUGUUGUUAAAGGGCCAGAUCACCCUACCUUCUGAUCGGUCUGAAAUUACUGGUGGUGAGUUGGUGCUUGUUGUUGGGAAUGCAUUGUUCGAUCAGCCACGAAAUGCUCUUCCUUCUGAUAUGAGACGCCAUCUGGAGCAGAACACAGAGGAUGCUAUUAGCAUUUUACAUAAACUUUUAACUGGCCUUGAUGUUAAUAUAAAGUUUUCUGGGGUACGUGAUUUUGAAUUUACGGGUGAACUUUGCAUAUUUGAUCUACUUGGCAUCAUGCUGUACCAUGGAUGGGUGGUUGAUCCCUCUUCAGAAGUGGCUGAAAUAAUUAAAGGUCUAUCAUACAACCAACUUACAAAUAAUAUUUUUGCCUGGAGAGAAGAAGCUGUUAAAAACAACAACAAUGAUUUAUUGGUGAAAGCUAUGCUUUGUGAAGAGUUUAUGGCCAACAGUGGGUCUCAAUUAACCAUCCAUGGUUUGUUUGAGCUUGGCUCCUCACUGGGAAAGGAAGAAAUUGCAGUACUUUUCCGCAAUAAUCACUUUUCAACUAUAUAUAAGAGAGGGGACCAGAUUUAUCAGCUGCUGACUGAUCAAGGCUUUUUACAUGAAAACAUGGUAUGGGAAACGCUUAAUGAUGUAGAUGCAACAUUUUCUGAGUUUGUGAAUGGAAACUUUCAGCCUGUAACUCCCACAGCAGAAGCUUCCUUGUCGUCUUCAGAAGGGCCUCAAAGUAUGACAAUGCAGCAGCAGAUUAAUUCAGAUCAGCAGCUAGCUGCAAUGCUUCAGCAUGAGGUUGAUCUCCAGCAGCGACAACAGCAAAGUUUUGAACGUCUCAAGGAUUCUCUUGGCCUUCACAAUAUGACAGAUGAGGAAAUAGCACAAAAGCUUCAGGAGGAAGAAAACCGUUUGGCUGCUGCAGCAGAAGCAGCUGCAAGCCAUCCUCGCCAGACUGUACCUCCUUCCCUUCCAGCCUACCAGACUCCUAAUGCUUCAAAUGCACAUGAAGAAAAAAAGAAGAAGGAGUGUGUCAUCCUUUGAGGUUCCAUGGAAGCUUUUACCUCUCCAAGGAAAUUGUAACAAAAUAUUUUUGUUAAUGUGUAUAUUAAUGACUUUUUUAAAAUAUAAGUUUUCCUGUGCUUUUUGAGAAUAAUGAAACUAUGGUUAAUGAAUUUGCACAUAAAUGCACACACACAUAUGUACACCUUUUAUCAUGUGCUUGUCCUAUAUUUUGUGUGUUACAGAUUAUAAAUUGAUUAGAUGUGGUUUGGAAUUAAGCAGGGAAUCAGUGUGUAUAUACUUGAGUGAGUAUAUAUGUAUGUAUAUAUACAAUAAUGUAUAUAUAUGUAUAUGUAUAAACAUUUAUAUAUAACAUUACUUUUAGUGUAUGAGUCAUUUUAUGAAAUGCAGUUUUAUUUAUCCUAAUAAUUCUAAAGUGACACAACACACAGAAUUAUCCAGAAUUUGUUUGUACCUUAAGUAGUUUAGCUGGGCAUAAAUGAUCACCAUUUGAUCUAUAAAUAUGUAAUGCUUGCAGCACACAAGAGAAUCUUCAUGCAUACCAGUCUAAGAAACUGUUGAUGUUGUUAAGGUAGUUCACAAGGAAAUAUUUUUCAAU